AUGGCGUCACCAUUUUUGGGUGUUACCGUGGACCUCGGCGCACGUAUCGUACAGGCGUCUCUCCGGAGACAGAGGGUUUUUCAGGACAGAACUGAUCCCCUGGCAUUUUCUGACCAAAUUCUUUAUGAGAGAUACAGAUUCUCAGCAGAGGGUAUUCGUUAUCUGAUCGACCUUGUUGGACCGUAUGUAGGCAAUGUGACACAAAGAAGCCGUGCACUUACUGUUGCGCAGUGUGUCUGUGUUUCCCUGCGAUUCUUUGCCACGGGCACAUAUUUACAUGCAGUUGGUGAUGCGGAACGUAUUGGCAAAAAUACGGUGUGCCGUGCCAUACACAAGGUUGUAGCUGCGCUCAAUAUUUUGCUCCAUAGGUUUGUGGCGUUUCCCAGCUUCUUGCCAAGUCAAAUUGUCAAGGAAGGAUUUUACACACUUUCAGGAUUCCCCAAACUGAUUGGAGCUAUUGACUGUACCCAUGUCCCCAUCACUGGACCUUUAGGGGAACAUGAGGCUGACUUUGUGAACAGAAAGUCAACCCAUAGCCUCAAUGUGCAGAUGACUUGUGACCAUCAACUCAUGGUUACCAGUGUGGAUGCCAAAUGGCCUGGCUCGCUCCAUGACUCCCGUAUUUUUCGGGAGUCAAGUCUUUGCCGACAGUUUCAGGAAGGCCGUUAUGAUGGAAUUCUUGUUGGGGACAGAGGGUAUGCCUGCAUGCCAUUCUUAAUGACACCAUACGGCGACCCACAGAGUGAAUCGGAGGCACGGUUCAACAGGGCCUUAAGCACAGGCCGGGUGAGGAUCGAGAUGACCUUUGGAAUUCUCAAGGCCCGCUGGAACUGCCUCCGUGGUUUGAGGGUCAAGCCGGAGAGAGGAAGCCAAAUCAUCACGGCAUGUGUGGUGCUCCACAAUAUUGCAUCAAUUCGGAAAGAGAGAGCCCCACAUGUGCCAUUAGUGGCAGAUGAUGUGGUGGACCCCAUCACGGUGGAUCAUCCCACAGGAACGGCGGUCAGACGGGCCAUCACUAACCAGUUUUUUGGUUAGUUUUUUUGUUUUGUUUCGUUUCCCUCUUGGAAGGAUGCGUUUGUUUUUUUUAGGGCUGGGCAAGUCAACGCGUUAAGUACGCAAUUUAUUUAACGGAAUUAUUCCAAAUGGACGCACGUUCUCUUUUGGAGCCUUUUUUUUUCCCAUUUAGAUUUUCCAAGGUCUUGCCCACAGAAUGUCAACAUAUCAGAAAUGAUUUUCGUUUAGUUUCACUGACUAUACAUUCAAUUACACUUGCAGGGUCCUGCCUUUACAAUUCCCUAAUCUGUGGUGUUCCGUAAAUGUCAAAUUCAACCCACACACUGGGUGAAACUCUCUAGAUCACUUGGUCUAGUUUUUGCUUAUUAAGUAGGCUACAUUUGGUAUGAAUGUUAAUGUGUCAUUCCAUUUGAUAAUCUCAUAACUUCAUUGUGACUUGUGUUCAAUAAAUACAAUGGACGGAAAAACA
Molecule: messenger RNA, 1483 nt
Organism: Gadus morhua (Atlantic cod)
Lineage: Eukaryota; Metazoa; Chordata; Actinopteri; Gadiformes; Gadidae
Product: putative nuclease HARBI1
Exons: 4
Coding region: 1-1035 (344 amino acids)
Source: RefSeq, a predicted model, not a curated record